AUGCUCGCCGCCGCCGUCCUUCUCCUCGCCGCCACCGCCCUCGCCUCCCCGCGCCCCGGAGCCUUCGUCGCCAAGGGCUUCACCCCGGCCGAGCGCGCGUGGAACGACCUCGGCCUCGUCAUCCGCCAGUCUACCUGCCCCACGGGCUACGGCGUCUGCGUCGACAACUGCUACCCCCUCGACGGCAGUGUGUGCUGCGACGACAGCACUUACUGCCCGCAGGGCCACCGCUGUCUCACGGACGGCUGCUGCCCCAUCGGCGAGAUCUGCGUGGGCGUGGGCGGCACCCGCACCGUCGACUUCACUUCCGUCAUUUCGGACCCCUCGUCCAUUUCUUCCGUGGUCUCUUCGCCCGCGAUCUCGACGCCCACGAUCGAGCCCGUCUCGUCCGCGCCGGUCAGCUCGCCCCGCCCAGCCCCUCCGCCCAGCAGCAAUGGCCCUCCCCUCAGCGCGGGGCCUAGCGCGCAGACCCCAAGCAACGCCGGCAACGGCAUCGGUGUCGGCGCGUCCCGCAGCACCGCGCCCACCGUCACGCAGACCGUCAGAGUGAUCGGCGGUGCUGGCGCAGUCGCCCCAGCCUUUGCUGGCAUCCUCGGCGCUGCCGCCGCCGCCGUUGCGCUCGCCUAG
Molecule: messenger RNA, 627 nt
Organism: Cutaneotrichosporon oleaginosum
Lineage: Eukaryota; Fungi; Basidiomycota; Tremellomycetes; Trichosporonales; Trichosporonaceae
Source: RefSeq, a predicted model, not a curated record